This is a messenger RNA of Branchiostoma belcheri (Belcher's lancelet), 2006 nucleotides long. RefSeq names its product synaptic vesicle 2-related protein-like. Gene Ontology annotation, biological process: transmembrane transport. Gene Ontology annotation, molecular function: transmembrane transporter activity. Bases 118 to 1764 code for a protein of 548 amino acids. The transcript is spliced from 16 exons. The record is from RefSeq and is a predicted model, not a curated record. NCBI's taxonomy places the organism in Eukaryota, Metazoa, Chordata, Leptocardii, Amphioxiformes, Branchiostomatidae.
UGCUCCGUAGGCUUCACUCGGCCAGGGUGUAGUACUGCCAUUCGCCGCUAAGUGUCGUGACGCAGUGACCGCAUCGCCGUGGAUUCCCCCGUCAGCCAAGCAUCCUCGGGCGCCAGCAUGAAUCCGCUGACAGAAGGGGGCUAUGCCGCCGAUAUGGAAGCCAACCAGGCCAAAAGGAGAGACGGUUUUCGACUUCCGAUCGUGAAAUUCCGGAGAAGGAAGGAUGAUGAGGAGAAUAUGCCGGGGAAGGGGGAGUACGAAAACUUGGACGAGGUGUCGACGCACGGGGAAGUCACCAUAGACACAAGGAACGGAGACCUGCGUCUUCAACAGCUCGAGAAGGACACUUCGGAAGACACCUUUACUGUGGAGGAUGCUGUGGAAGCGAUCGGCUUCGGGAGGUUCCAGAUCAAGCUGUCUGUCCUCUCUGGAUUGGCUUGGAUGGCGGAUGCGAUGGAGAUGAUGAUCCUCAGCAUCCUGUCUCCCCAGCUCCUCUGUGAGUGGCAGCUCAGCAGCUGGGAGGAGGCUUUUAUCACCACGAUCGUAUUUGUUGGCAUGAUGGUGAGUUCAUCCAUGUGGGGAAACAUCUGUGACAGAUAUGGCCGCAGACUGGGUUUGUUCUUUUCGGCAGUGUGGAUAUUGUACUACGGUAUCCUGAGUGCUUUCUCACCCACCUACAUCUGGAUAGUGCUGCUACGUGGGAUUGUAGGGUUCGGCAUCGGAGGCGUGCCACAGUCAGUCACACUGUAUGCUGAAUUCUUACCACGGAAACAGAGAGCACAAUGUGUGGUCUUCCUCGAGAUCUUCUGGGCCAUCGGGACGUGUAUAGAGGUUGUUCUGGCUCUGGUAGUCAUGCCCACCCUCGGCUGGAGGUGGCUCCUCAUCUUCUCUGCAAUACCCUGUGCCAUAUUUGCUGUGAGCUGCAAGUGGUUGCCAGAAAGUGCUCGUUACCACGUGGCGUGUGGAGAAUCAGAGAAGGCACAGAACACUCUGAAGAAGAUCGCACUGGAGAACAACUCUCCCAUGCCGCUGGGGAGACUGGUGCUACCAGAGGCUACGGAGAAAAGAGGGCAGUUUAAGGAUUUGUUCACUCCUCAGCUUAGACUAACAACUGUCCUGCUGUGGUUUAUAUGGUUCUCCAAUGCCUUCUCCUACUAUGGGAUAGUUUUGAUGACGACAGAGUUGUUCCAGGCUCAAGACUCGGGAGAUGAAAGCUUCUGCAGUGCGAGCCAAGAAGGCCACGAAGUGUUUAAGUGUUACGCAGGCUGCAAGUAUCUAAAUACAAAAGACUACACAGACCUGCUGUGGACAACAGUAGCUGAGUUUCCAGGACUUUUAGUGACCAUGCUGAUUAUAGAGUGGUUAGGAAGGAAGCGCACCAUGGCUUUGCAGUUUGUGAUGUUUGCCUUCUUCACAUUUCUUCUCCUGACCUGUGGAGGAAGAACUUGGUUGACCAUCUUCAUCUUCAUUGCGAGAGCCUUUAUUUCUGGAGCAUUCCAGGCUUCUUAUGUCUACACACCAGAGAUCUACCCGACAACAACAAGAGCCCUGGGGCUGGGAACCUGCAGUGGAGUGGCUCGACUGGGAGCACUCAUCACACCGUUUGUCGCACAGGUGAUGCUGAAAUCCUCCAUAUACGUGACUGUAUCAGUGUACGGGACCAUCUGUCUACUGGCUGCUGUUGCCUCCAUGCUGCUCCCCAUAGAGACCAAGGGACGGAGCAUGCAAGAGACUGGACAGACCACACAACCACAACCUCGGUGAAACUGCAUGCCAGAGGAUAGACCUACAGAUGAAGUGUAUAUAUUCUGGAGCUGUUUUUUUUUGUUGUUGCUUAUUUAUUGCUCGGGAGCUGUGUAUUUUGGAUCCUUAGCGUUCGAACUCACAAGUUGGCAUCAUCAUGAACUCAACGUUUAGGAUCAUGUUAGGUGCACAGUAGGGCUGCGUCCAAAAUACCUGAACAUUAAUGUACAGGUACUGUACCUGAAUAGGCUUACAUGUACACU